AUGAAAAUUCUAAUUUUAAGUGAAUAUCUUCAUCCUCAAACAAGUGGAAUAACGAUUCGUAUUGAAUAUUAUAUAAAAUAUUUAAGAAAAUUCGGUCAUGAAGUCAUUGUUUAUGGUCCAAAAGAUUGUCCAACAGCAAAUCGAACAUUAUUUAGUAUUCCGUGUUAUUUUUUCAAUAAAGAUAUGCGAAUUUGCUUUCCAUCUCUUCAAUUAUAUCGAGAUAUUCUUUUCGGAAAUUAUCAAAUGGUUCAUAUCGUCGGUCCAAAUAUAUUUCUUUUUACGAUUUUCAUUUAUUUACUUUGUUUAUUAAUGAAAAUCAACAUUUGUACUUCAUAUCAUACAAAUGCAUAUGAAUUCGUUCGAUUAUAUAUAAAAAAUCCGUACGUGUUCCAAUUGAUGACUAAUUAUGGAUAUUACACAAAUUAUUAUCCAACAAUUCGAUUAAAAAUUCCAAUUUUACAUCCAGAAAAUUAUACUGAUUUAAAAAUUCUUUGUAAUAAUUUUAACAAAGGAAAUGUUCUUUCAACUGGAAUCGAUACUCAAUUAUUUUCAUUUUCAAAGAAUUUUCUUCGAAAUAAAUUAAUUUAUAUCGGACGAAUUGCACCUGAAAAGAAUCUAUUUCGUUUAAUCGAUUUAUUUUCAUUAAUUCAAUCUGAUUACACUUUAGACAUCGUUGGUUUUGGUUCAGUUGAAACGCAAUUGAAAGAUUAUGUUCGAAAAAAAAACAUCGAACAUAUUCGUUUUAUUGGUCGAAUUCCAUAUGAUCAAUUGUAUAAAUAUUAUCAAAGUGGCCACGCAUUUCUUUGUACAAGUUUACACGAAUCGUACGGUUUUACAUUACUUGAAUCUCUUUCAUGUGGAACACCGAUCAUUUAUCCCAAAUGUGAAGUUUUUCGUAAAUUAUAUCAAAAAGAUUUUCCUCAAUUGGAAUUUGAUGUUGAUGAUGAUGAACAAUUUCUCAAUGCAUUGACUUAUGUUCAAGAAAAUACCGACGAAUUAAGAGAACUUUCGAGAAAAUAUGCAGAAAAAUAUUCGUGGGAAAAAUCCACUGAAGAUCUUUUAGAUAUUUAUCAACAUAUUUCUCUUUCUAACAAAUAA
Adineta ricciae is the source of this 1098-nucleotide messenger RNA. Lineage: Eukaryota; Metazoa; Rotifera; Eurotatoria; Adinetida; Adinetidae. The record is from the annotation of a GenBank genome assembly.